Sitophilus oryzae (rice weevil) is the source of this 3988-nucleotide messenger RNA. RefSeq names its product probable multidrug resistance-associated protein lethal(2)03659. The record is from RefSeq and is a predicted model, not a curated record. Gene Ontology annotation, biological process: transmembrane transport. Gene Ontology annotation, cellular component: membrane. Gene Ontology annotation, molecular function: ATP binding; ABC-type transporter activity; ATP hydrolysis activity. NCBI's taxonomy places the organism in Eukaryota, Metazoa, Arthropoda, Insecta, Coleoptera, Curculionidae. The transcript is spliced from 14 exons. Bases 180 to 3926 code for a protein of 1248 amino acids.
UUAGUUUAACUUAGUCCCCCAUUCUUUCAAGUAGUUAAUAAUAGUAUUAGACGGUAGGCGCAAAAAGACAAUUUAAUUUAAUAAAAUAAGCAAUGCGCGAGGUUUCCUGAUACAAAAAUAUCUUUAAUUUAAAUAAAUACAUUGUAAUUAGGUCAAGACAUUGACAUAGUUAUUAAAUUAUGAACAAUUACGAUCAUGUUUCCAGAAAAAUCAAUCCCCGAGAAAAUGCUAAUGUGUUGAGUUUAAUAACAUUUUCGUACACAGGGGGAUUAUUUAAAAAAGCAAUAAAACGGGAUCUUGAAGAAGAAGAUAUAUACGAGGUGGUCGAUAGUUGCAGAUCCGACUCAAACGGAGAUAGAUUCGAAAGAUCAUGGAGCGUAGAAAAGGAAACAAAAGAAAAAGUUUCUCUGACCAAAUUAUUGUGGAAAUGUUUUGGUUUAAAAUUCUUAUUUCUGGGUUGCAUUCACUUAACUUGGAAGAUUAUAAGCAGCAUUUACGAACCAGAAGCUAUAGGAAAACUGGUUUCUUACUUUGUUCCUAAUCAAACCAAGCUUACGUUACAAGAUGCUAUUUAUUAUGGAUGUUUAAUGAUCGGUUUGAAAUUUGCCCAAGCGUUAUACUUGCAGAACUAUCACAUAUACUUGCAACAACUUGCCAUUCAAAUACGAACUUCAUUUUGUUCGUUAAUUUAUAGGAAAGCAUUAAGACUUACCCCAUCAGCUAUGAACGAAAUUAGCCUUGGAAAUAUAAUAACAGUUAUAACAAAAGACGUGGUAGCGUUUGAAGGAACCCUCAUGCUAUUUAGUGAUCUAUGGGUAGAAAGUAUUAAAUUAUUUGUAACUUGUUACCUGAUCUACAAUAAAAUGGGACCAGCCGGAUUUGUAGGAAUUGGUUGUCUUUGCUCGGUACUUCCUGCCCAAGUGUAUGUUGGCAAACUUAUAAGAAACUUAAGAUUGGACUUGGGAAAGAAAACAGAUGAACGGUUACAAGCUACUCAAGAGACUCUAUCUGCCAUAAAAAUAAUAAAAAUGUACACAUGGGAAACAGUAUUUUCGAAAAAAGUUGAAAGUAAACGUGUAAAGGAAAUGGGAUAUCUUAUGAAAUCAUUUUACUUAAGAUCAAUGAACUUCAUGGUUGGCAUAUUUACGUCAAAAAUUGGUUUGUACGCCUUGAUGAUGACUUACAUUGCCGUCAAUGAGGUAGCUGACGCCGAAGUAAUUUUCUAUGUUAUGAAGUGCUUCAAAGAUUUAAAGCAUUCGAUUAGUAUAUUAAUUCCUAUUGGACUGGGAAGAGGUGCAGAACUUCUAGCAUCUGCUAAACGGAUUAGUAGAAUCCUCAACAGCGACGAAAUCGAAAACGACGACGACUACAUGAAUAAGAAGUCAAAGGUUAAAGCUAGUAAUGUCAAUGUCAAAAUUAAAGACCGUGAUAUCCUGAAGAAUAUUUCGACUGAAAUUAAACCAGGACUUACAGUUGUGACCGGGCCUCUGGGAUGUGGAAAAAGUUCCCUUCUGAAAUUAUUUUUAAGAGAUCUACCGGUAUCUGACGGAAAGCUUGUUAGCGAAGGUUCCUUUUCAUAUUCCUCACAAGAUCCGUGGCUAUUCCCUUCAUCCAUUAAACAAAACAUCUUGUUUGGAGAAACUUAUGACCCAGUUAGGUAUAAUCAAGUGGUCAAGGUAUGCGCCUUGGAGUAUGAUUUCGAGUUGUUCGAACAAGGAGACGAGACUAUAGUAGCUGACGGAGGUAAAAAUCUUAGCGGUGGACAACAAGCUAGAAUAAAUUUAGCGCGGGCAGUGUACAAAAAAAGUCACGUGUAUCUAUUGGACGACCCUCUACACGCUUUAGACCCCAACGUUCAGGAUUUUGUUUAUCAAAAUUGCAUUAAAGACUUUUUAAAAUACGAAUACUGCGUCUUGGUUACACACAAUGUUAAGCAUCGGCAAGGCGCUGAUAACUUGAUCCUCAUGAAGGAAGGUUCCAUAAAAUUUGACGGUAAAGGAACAGAUAAUAAAGCAGAUUUAUUGCGAGAAACAAGUUUAGAGCCGGAGAUAUUGAGUUCAGAUUUCCAAGAAGACAUUGGAGAUAUAAACGAAACUACACAGCUUAUUAAUGACGAGAGAACUAACCAAAAGAAAGUGUACAGUGAAGUGAAGAAAAUAGGAAAAGUAGACUUCUCUGUAUAUAAAAAGUAUUUCUCAUUUGGAGGUGGAAUUUUUAUGUUUAUGGUCAUAUUUUUCCUGUUUAUGAUUACGGAAACGUCAGAAAGUUACUCUGCUAGAUUACUAACAAACUGGAUAAACAUACAGCAAAAUAUUUCUGUACUAAAAUUAGGACAGCAACCUGUUAGUAAUGCCACUGUGUUUGUUACAAUGGAAAAUACGGCAAGUUGGACAUUAAAAUUGUAUACUGGAAUGAUCGUGUCAUCUUUAAUACUGGAUUUAAUAAACCAGUUUAUUUUCAUAAAUUUCUUUAGAAAAGCUUCCGUCAAUCUACACAAUACUAUGAUUGAAAGAUUAACUACAGCGGCCAUGCCAUUUUAUGAUAACUACUUCAUUGGUAAUAUCUUAAAUAGAUUUUCGCAAGAUUUAGGAAUUGUUGAUGAACACUUACCACACACAGUAAACAUGUUCAUGAUGGUGUUUUUUGCCUGCAUCGGAAUUGUUGCACUAGUAACUUCAGUAAGCUGGACAUUUUUGGUACCAGCUGGUGUUUUGAUUGCUAUAAUGUUUUUGUUAAGAAUAAUUUAUAUGCCAACGGCAAGAAGCUUAAAAAGAUUGGAAUCAGCAACCCGUAGUCCGCUAAUUGGUCAUUUAAAUGCAUCAAUGGAAGGAGUAACAACUAUAAGAGCCAGCAGAGCAGAGAAAAUAUUAGUUCAGGAAUUCGACCGACAUCAAGACCUUUAUACUUCAGCUCAUUAUAUGACAUUUUGCAUCAGAAGGGCGUUUGCGUUCUUUAUGGACAUAUUAUCGGCUACAUUUUUAAGUCUCAUUGUUGGAAGAUUCCUGUUCUUUGCUUCAGAACAAGCUUCAGGAGAUGUGGGUUUGGCCAUUACAAAAGCUGCAACAUUAGCAAGUUUAGUUCAAUGGGCAUUGUUGCAGUGGUCAGACCUGGAGAAUGAUAUGACUUCUGUUGAAAGAGUACUAGAAUAUACUGAAGUGCCACAGGAGGACUAUGAAGGCCAGGAAUUACAACACUGGCCGACUAAGGGCGAAGUAGUUUUCGAGAAUGUCUCUUUAACUUACAAGCUUGAAAAGGUCUUGAAAGGCAUAAGUUUCAGAGUGAAACCCAAAAACAAAAUUGGCAUUGUCGGAAGAACCGGAGCCGGAAAAUCGUCCAUUAUUUCUGUGCUGUUCAGGUUAUAUAAUUACGAAGGAACCAUUUUAGUUGACGGUGUCAAUAUUCGAAAUCUAUCGCUGAAGUUCCUGCGUAAACAAAUAUCUAUUAUUCCCCAGGAUCCUAUGCUCUUUCAAGGAACUAUCCGCCAGAACAUCGAUCCUUUAAAUCAAUUUUCCGACAAGGAAAUCUGGGACACUAUAGGAAAGGUCCAUAUGACUGGUAAUAUUCCAACUCUAGAUCUUUUAAUCACCGACCACGGUUCUAAUUUCUCUACCGGCCAGAGACAAUUGAUCUGCCUAGCCAGAGCUAUUAUCAGAGAGAACAAAGUGGUGGUUUUGGACGAGGCCACGGCAAACAUGGACCCCGAAACCGAAUUCCUCGUGCAAAAGACGAUCGCCGAUAAUUUUGCCAGUUGUACAGUGUUCAUCAUCGCUCACAGAUUGAAAUCCGUUUUGGACUGCGACAAAAUUCUUGUUAUGGAGAAGGGAGAAGUUGCCGAGUUCGACGAGCCCCACGUUUUAAUGCAGAACGAGAACAGUUUCUUUGCACAAAUGAUAGCAACGGAUAGUAGCCAUUUAUUCGAGGAAUAAGCUGUGAUAUUUAUUGUAUUUAGUUAUGUGUUUCUUACGGUUGCGAUAUAUUUUAAGAAGAA